CGACCCCUCGACUUCAUCACUCUCCCUCGUUGACUGGGCUCCAUCCCAUCCUCGUGCGUCUCAAUCGCACGUCCGUUCCUUCUUUUUACCAAUUGUCGCUCCUUCCGGGCCAUUACCGCCCUUCAUUGCUUUUAUCCCCAUCGGCAUCGUAAGAUCGCUCCAGCCUGCACCUGCCAAACCCACGCUCUUUCGCCCACAGCCAACGGGCUCGCGCUCAAAAUGACCCUUUUUCGAAACCUGGCCCUUCUAGCGGCCUCUAUCGCCCCUGUUGUUGCCCAGACAUGGACGCACUGCAAUCCCACUAAAGAGGACUGUGAACCCAACCCGGCGCUGGGAACCAACUACACCUGGGGCUUUAAUGAGACCCUCAAUGACAAGAUCUGGAACGUGACUAAUGGCGAGAUCAACUACACCGAUGACGGCGCCGAAUUCACGAUUGCGAAGAAACUCGAGUCGCCUACGAUCCAGUCCACCUUCUACAUCUUCUUCGGUAUCCUUGAAUUCCAGGCCAAGAUGGCCAAGGGCGGUGGUAUUGUCAGUAGUGUGGUCUUGCAGUCGGACGAUCUGGAUGAAAUCGACUGGGAAUGGGUUGGGUACAAUACGACGGAAAUCCAGACCAACUACUACAGCAAGGGAGUCACAGACUAUAAAAACGGCAAAUUCUACUAUGUUGAAAAUGCCGAUACGGAAUGGCAUAACUACACCACUUAUUGGACCUCGGAGAAAUUGGAGUGGUGGGUCGAUGGUCAGUUGCUGCGGACCCUUACCUAUGACGAGGCGAAGAACGGCACCGAGAGCACUUUCCCGCAAACACCCUGCAAUGUCCGUAUCGGUAUCUGGCCGGCAGGUGACCCCAACAAUGCCCAGGGUACGAUUGAAUGGGCUGGAGGUGAAGUUGACUACGACAAAGGCCCGUACACCAUGACCGUCAAGGAUGUGCGCGUGCACGACUUCAACACCGGAAAGGCGUAUGAGUAUGGAGACAGCUCUGGCUCGUGGGAGAGCAUUAAUAUCAUCAAGGGUAACUCCACUGCCGCGGAGGAAAUCAACAAGCCCCCGCCAAAGUCUCUGUCUGAAAAAUGGGACGAUCUGCCUUCGGGUGCCAAAGCCGGCGUCUAUGUUGGAGCCGCCGCUGCCGGAGCCAUCCUGCUUGCCCUGUUCAUCUUCUUCUUUAUUCGCCAGCGCAAGAAGGGUCGUCUCGAGCACGCCCUUGACGAUGCCAAGUUCAACAACGAGCGCAACGAGAUGAACAACUAUCAGAGCAACUGGAAGCAGAGCGAGUGGAGGAAUGGGGGCUACCAGCCUGUGCGCUAACACCCAUACCCUUGACUGCACGUCAAACACGAAAAACGAAUCCUACUCGACGAUGUGAAGGCAAGACGCUGGCCCGGUCUCUACCGUGAACCCACCUGCAAGGGCGCCUCAAGUCGCUGCAUUGUCGAGACCCGCCAACCCCUGCGAGGCUUUGCAGGCGAAUCUCGUGCGGGGCUGUUCAACAUCUGCUCGAACUCGGAUAAUGACUCGCUCGCUUCCUAUAUACCUUGAUGCCUUCAUCUCCCUUGUUGUGGCGCAAUCUUUCCCCAUAUCCUUGCUCAUGUUUAUAUCUAGUAUACUUCCCUCCGUGUCUGGUUUGGCUCACGACCGCUGUCUGGCUCUGGUUGCUCUUUUUCCUGUACAUACUAUCACCCUGUUUGUUUGGUGGGUUGGUCUGCACUGGCUCCUGUACUACUAUAGAUCUACGGAUCUCACCCUAUCUGCUAUAGGAUCAGGUUGCGUGUGGACGGCGUCUGGGGUUAAAUGCAAUACAU
Aspergillus nidulans FGSC A4 is the source of this 1808-nucleotide messenger RNA. RefSeq names its product protein crhD. The record is from RefSeq and is a predicted model, not a curated record. Gene Ontology annotation, biological process: carbohydrate metabolic process. Bases 220 to 1314 code for a protein of 364 amino acids. Gene Ontology annotation, cellular component: plasma membrane. The transcript has 2 exons. NCBI's taxonomy places the organism in Eukaryota, Fungi, Ascomycota, Eurotiomycetes, Eurotiales, Aspergillaceae. Gene Ontology annotation, molecular function: hydrolase activity, hydrolyzing O-glycosyl compounds; endochitinase activity.